Molecule: messenger RNA, 948 nt
Organism: Malassezia pachydermatis
Lineage: Eukaryota; Fungi; Basidiomycota; Malasseziomycetes; Malasseziales; Malasseziaceae
Product: nop1-fibrillarin
Exons: 2
Coding region: 1-948 (315 amino acids)
Biological process (GO): box C/D sno(s)RNA 3'-end processing; rRNA methylation
Cellular component (GO): small-subunit processome; box C/D methylation guide snoRNP complex; nucleolus
Molecular function (GO): rRNA methyltransferase activity; histone H2AQ104 methyltransferase activity; RNA binding
Source: RefSeq, a predicted model, not a curated record
AUGGCAUUUGGUGCUCGCGGAGGUCGUGGUGGUCCGCCAGGUCGUGGACGUGGUGGUCCUCCUGGACGUGGCGGCAUGCGCGGUGGUGGCCGUGGUGGCAUGCGCGGCGGAGGUCGUGGCGGCGGUCGCGGUGGUGCUGGCCGUGGCGGUCGUGGCGGUGCUCGUGGCGGUCGCGGUGGUGGCCGUGGUGGCCGUGCCGGCCCCAAGGGCGGCUCCAACGUCAUCGUUAAGCCCCAUCGUCAUGAGGGUGUGUUUGUCGCUGAGGGAAAGGAACACCUUUUGGUGACCAAGAACCUGGUUCCUGGUGAAUCUGUGUACGGUGAGAAGCGCAUUACUGUUGAAACCCCUAGCACCUCGGGCGACGAAGAAGCUGCUACCACUGUCAAGACGGAAUACCGUGUGUGGAACCCUUUCCGUUCGAAGCUGGCUGCUGGUAUUCUCGGUGGUCUUGACAACAUUCACAUCAAGCCUGGUGCGAAGGUGCUCUACCUGGGUGCUGCUAGCGGUACCAGUGUGAGUCACGUUGCUGAUGUUGUCGGCCCUGAGGGUAUUGUAUACGCCGUGGAAUUCUCCCACCGAUCCGGUCGUGACUUGAUUAACAUGGCGAAGAAGCGCACGAAUGUAAUUCCUAUUAUCGAGGACGCUCGUCACCCAGCAAAGUACCGUAUGCUUGUUGGUGCUGUCGAUGUCGUUUUCGCAGAUGUCGCGCAGCCUGACCAGGCUCGUAUUGUUGCCUACAACUCGGAGUACUUCUUGAAGAAUGGCGGGCAUGCCGUGAUUUCGAUCAAGGCUAGCUGCAUUGACUCCACCGCUCAGCCGGAGGCUGUGUUUGCCGAGGAGGUUAACAAGCUCAAGAAGGCCUCUUUCCGCCCUCGUGAACAGCUUACAUUGGAGCCUUACGAGCGAGACCACGCUAUGCUGGUUGCUCAAUACCAGAGGCACAAGUAA